Molecule: messenger RNA, 1238 nt
Organism: Paramecium sonneborni
Lineage: Eukaryota; Ciliophora; Oligohymenophorea; Peniculida; Parameciidae
Source: the annotation of a GenBank genome assembly
AAAUAAAUGAUAAUUUUGAUAAGUGCAAUUUUGAAUGUUGUAAAUUCUUAUAUUGGAGAUCCAACAUGCAUUAGCUAAGUUACUCAAAGUACUUGUUAAAAUCUUGGGUAUUGUUUUUGGGAUGGUUUAACCUGUUAAGUGGAAGAUUGUUAUAAAAUUGAUGAAAUAGCAGCCUGUAGACCAUCUGGAUUUCUUCAUACAACUGCACCAAUUAUUUGUAAUUCAUUAGAAUUAGAAGCAUAUUUUUAUUAAAUAUAUGCAAAUGUAUGUAAUGAUCCAAGUGAUGAUCCAAACGAAUUAAUUCAGCAUUAUAUAAGAUAUUAAGAGCCUAAAAAUGGAUAUGCUGAUAAAAGUUUAAAUGGAAAUAAUUUGAAUUAUUGGAAUACAAAUGUUCCACAAUAUGGAUCUAUAAGUUAAAUCUAUACAAUUUAAAUCUUAAAGCAAGACAUGUCAUAAUUAGAUUAGACACUAGAUAUUUAUAUAAAAUACCUAACAUUAUUUUUAUCGGAUACUUAUUGGACAUAUGACCAAGAGAAAUCAAUUAGUUAUAUGUUUUAAUAAUUGAGAGUAUUAUGAUAAAUAUUAUAUAAGGAUGACACAACAUUAGCGAGCAUAAAUAAGAAAUUGAUGAUUGGAAAAGUGUGGUAGAUAGUGGAUAACUUAUUUGAAAGAUUUAGAAUAAUUGGGAAUAACUAUACAGCAAUAUAUCCAUUGUAUAGUAUAAAUUAGGUGGCUUUAUCACGAUUAUAAACAGAGUUAUCUGGUCGUAAGCAUGUGGCUACAUUUAAAUGGGGUUAAUAUUAAUAUAAUGGAUAUAUUCAGGUAAUGGGUUAUGAUUUACAUUAAUUUGGAUUUGUUGGUUAAUUGACUUAAGUAUAUGAAAUAAAUAUAUAUGAUAAUGGACAUAAUACAUAAAGUUUGAAUUAUGGAAUCAUGUAUACUUUUCCUUUUGAUAUUUCAACAAUGUCAUCAAUAUAUCUUUAUUCUUUUGAUAGAGUAACUCUUUAAGAAACUUAAAUAAGAAUGUUAACAAUAGGAAACUUUUAGGAUUGUAAUUAUGAUUCUACAACUAAAAAAUCGACAUGUUAAAUAUAUCCAUUAACUGGGAAUACCAAAUAUUUUAUAGGAACAACAUUAAGUACUUGUGGAAGUAUUCCAAAGAGAUAUAAAUGUAAAUAACCUCGUUGUUUAUGGACAGGUUCUAGUUGUACAAAUAACCCCCCUUGAUUAUUUAAAAA